CAAAACAAGAAACGAUUAGAUAGAGCAAAAAAUGUGCAGUGAUUUGAUUUCGAAAAGGUUGCUGGGUCUAUUUUGAAUCAAAGUGCGCUCCAACAUUCAAGUAACGAUUGGUAUCCUCGUGAUUCAUCCAACGGCUAUGUGAAUCUCUUCAAACUGUUACUGUUUUGGGCAUACCCAUCAAAAGUUCUUGCGUUUCAUGCUAGUAUAAAACCACAUUAUAAUUGACAUUCACACUUGAAAUCUUUUAUCUCCUCUUUCUCUUUAUCAUCAUUAUACCUUCCUGUCUACGUGAAGGAACUAGAGUAGAAUAGAAUAAACCACCAUGACUGCUUUGCACCUUUUUAUACUUUAUCCAUGUUAGAAUACUGAUCUUUUUCCCAUUCAAAGUUCUUCUUGUCAGAUCCCAACUUCUUAGGAAAAAUUCCUAUUUAUUCUAACACCUAUCUCUGCGAUCUGAUCAAGACCCAUAUCCUAAAAUGCAGAUUCUUAAGUGGGUUUUCAAGCUUUUUUUCCUAUAUUCCGUUUUUGAUGUAUUUUCAGUGUCGCUUGCUCAGACAAGCCCACUACAGACACCAGUUUGCUCAGAGACGGAUAGGGCAGCUCUUCUUGGGUUCAAAGCUAGAAUCCUCCAGGACACUACAGGGAUUCUCUCUUCAUGGACUGGGAGAGAUUGCUGUGGAGGAGAUUGGGAGGGUGUUCAGUGCAAUCCUGCUACAGGGAGGGUAACUGGGUUGGUGUUGCAGGGGCCUGAGAGGGAUAGCGACCAUUACAUGAGUGGCACUUUGUCACCUUCUCUGGGUAGUUUGUCUUUCUUAGAGGUAAUGGUCAUAAGUGGUAUGAAGCAUAUUGCAGGUUCUAUUCCUGAAAGCUUCUCGGGUUUGGUUCAUCUCGCACAAAUGAUCCUCGAAGACAACUCUCUUCAAGGGAACAUUCCUCCUGGCUUGGGCCAUUUGUUCAACCUCAACACUCUGUCACUAAACGGGAACCAUCUGACAGGGCAGAUUCCUCCUAACCUGGGGAAUCUGAGAAAGCUUCAAUUAUUAGGUCUGGCAAGAAAUUCCUUAACAGGUUCUAUCCCAACUAAUUUCCAAAAUCUCCAUAGUUUGCAAACUCUUGAGCUUAGUUUCAAUUUGUUGUCUGGGUCAAUUCCAGAUAUUCUUGGCCAGUUUCAAAACCUUACCCUCUUUGAUCUUUCCAACAACCAAUUGUCAGGACAACUGCCUACUUCCAUAUUCAAUUUAGAGAAACUUCAGGACUUGUCGUUGGACCAUAACCAACUGAUAGGAAAAAUCCCAAACCAGAUUGGCAGCUUGAAAUCCCUUACCCAUCUUUCUUUGAGUUCUAACAGGCUUACAGGUCAAAUUCCAGAAUCCAUUUCAAGAUUACAGAACCUGUGGUACCUUAACUUAUCUAGAAAUGCAUUCUCAGACCCUUUACCCAUUACUCAAGGCAGGGGUCUUCCUUCUCUAUUGUCAAUAGACCUGUCUUACAACAAUCUCAGUUUAGGGACAGUUCCAAAUUGGAUCUUAGACAAGGAACUUUCAGAUGUGCAUUUAGCGGGCAGCAAACUUAGAGGGAGCCUUCCAAAAUUUACAAAACCAGGCUCUUUGAACUCCAUAGACCUGUCAGAUAACUUUUUCACAGGUGGCAUUUCUGGUUUCUUCACCAAUAUGUCUAAUUUGCAAAGACUCAAACUCUCAAAUAACCAAUUGAAGUUUGAUCUUUUAGAGAUCAAACUGCCAGAUGGGAUUUCCUCUGUUCAGCUCCAGAAAAAUCAGCUUUCUGGGUCUCUCUCGAGAAUCUUAAACAACAGGACAAGCAGCUUUUUGGAGAUUUUAGAUGUAUCAGGUAAUCAAAUUUCUGGCACGAUUCCAGAAGUCACUGAAGGAUUAAGCUUGAAGGUCCUCAACAUAGGAAGCAACAAGAUUGCAGGCCGCAUCCCCAGUUCAAUUUCAAACUUGGUUGAACUAGAAAGGUUAGAUAUUUCCCGGAACAAAAUAAUGGGCAUCAUUCCAACAAGCCUGGGACUCGUAUCAAAACUUCAAUGGCUUGACAUGUCUAUCAAUGAGCUCACAGGGUCAAUUCCAAGGAGCUUUUUGGGAAUUAAAAAUUUGAGACAUGCAAAUUUCAGAGCCAACAGACUUUGUGGAGAGAUCCCACAAGGAAGGCCAUAUAAUAUCUUCCCUGCAAGUGCCUAUGCUCAUAAUCAAUGCCUAUGUGGCAAACCUCUUCCACCAUGUAGAGGAAAGAACUAAGGAAAAAUGGGCCAGUGAGUCGCUGACCAAAGGAGGGAAGCUCGUGUCAAAUGAGCAUUGCCACAUGGAAGGGAAGUAACAUUUAAUGUUUUCUGCAACAGUUAAAGAUUCAAAUUUUUUUUCCCUAAUGCUUACAAUUUCUGUAGCCAAUUUCAAUAAUACAUGAUUAUUGAAGAGACACAUAUUUCAAUUCAA
Hevea brasiliensis (rubber tree) is the source of this 2450-nucleotide messenger RNA. Its product is annotated as probable leucine-rich repeat receptor-like protein kinase At1g35710. The transcript has a single exon. The record is from RefSeq and is a predicted model, not a curated record. NCBI's taxonomy places the organism in Eukaryota, Viridiplantae, Streptophyta, Magnoliopsida, Malpighiales, Euphorbiaceae. Gene Ontology annotation, molecular function: protein binding. Bases 477 to 2255 code for a protein of 592 amino acids.